AUGACUGCGGAAAACAAAGACAUGAUUUAUCCCGAUUUUACGGAGCUACGUAUUUAUCCAUCAUUUUCGGAAAUUAGAGAAAAAUUCAAUGCACCCUCCAACUUUAAAAUAUAUUUUCCACUCGAAGUUUAUGCUCAAAUUGUGUCUGGUAGUUUGAGUAUCGAAGGCGUCCCUGUGUUAUCUCAAAAUUCAGUGACGAAAGCCAAUAAUCUUGAAGGACAGACGGUAUUUGUUCGUCGAUCAGGAGUUCAACCGAUUGAAUGUCAAGUCAUUCGACCUAAUGAUCUUUUAUUGAAAGACAUCAAAACCAAUCGAUACCUAAAAGCUGAACAUCAUGACUUAGAAUAUGUGACUAUACCCGAAGAAGAGGGUACUGAAGUUUCAUUUGCUCUCAAAACUGGCGCUGAAGUAACUUUAUCCUAUUUAAUUAAUGGUAUUACAUGGUCACCUCGUUACAAUUUAAAAGUUAGCGGUGAACAACACACAUUCGAAGCAUGGGCUGAUAUGACAAAUUCAACUAAAAGAGACUAUAAAAUAAAACGAACAGAAAUAUUUGGUGGAGAUGUUCGACUUAAUUCUGGCCGCGGGCUUGGCUUUGGAAGAGCAAGGAGACACAAGAAAUGCUUAGGCUAUGAUGGUUGCAGUACAAAUGAAUGUGCACCACAAAUCCAAUCAAAAGGAGAACUAGCCGGUAUCUAUUGGUAUUCGAUUGAUCAGCCUUUUGUUCUUCUCUCCCAAAGUACAUUCUCACUUCCAUUUGUUGAACCAAAUAUAACAUUGACAAAGUAUGUUGGCUUGGAACUCAGCUUUUCGGAACGCGCACAAAGAGGGAAGUUUCAACGAAAAUAUCGCAUUGAAAGUGACCAAUUUCUACCCCGUGGAACAGUAACAGUACGAGAAGAUGGGCGAGUUGUGGGACAAGCUCAUGCACCCGAUAUGCCAAUAGGGGACAAACAAGAUUUAGAUUGUGGAAAUGAUCCAGAUGUGAGUUACCUACGUGAAGUUAAAGUACUUAGCCAAAAACGAAAUUCGGCUAUUUAUGAUAUAAAGUUAAUAUUGAAAAAUGCGAAACAAAAACCGGUUAAAUAUGAAUUUAAAGAGGUGAUUUCAGCCAUGAAAUUCACUGCUAUACCAAAAGGUGAUAAUGCAUCAAAAAUCAAACUUAUAGCAGAAGGAUUGAAAAUUGAUGAUGACAAUGAUUUAGAUGGAAAUGAACAAGAGAGAAUUUAUGAAUAUCAAAUUCAACUAGAAUAUAGGUCCAGAUCCAGAUCCAGAUCCAGAUCAUGA
This is a messenger RNA of Didymodactylos carnosus, 1287 nucleotides long. The record is from the annotation of a GenBank genome assembly. Lineage: Eukaryota; Metazoa; Rotifera; Eurotatoria; Philodinida; Philodinidae.